Messenger RNA from Penicillium pulvis, 2184 nucleotides. Its product is annotated as Zn(II)2Cys6 transcription factor. Gene Ontology annotation, biological process: regulation of DNA-templated transcription; DNA-templated transcription. The record is from RefSeq and is a predicted model, not a curated record. Gene Ontology annotation, molecular function: zinc ion binding; DNA binding; DNA-binding transcription factor activity, RNA polymerase II-specific. NCBI's taxonomy places the organism in Eukaryota, Fungi, Ascomycota, Eurotiomycetes, Eurotiales, Aspergillaceae. The transcript has 7 exons. The coding region runs from base 1 to 1995 and encodes 664 amino acids.
AUGGUGACCGCGAACUCCGAUCGUCCACGCACACGCGCUAAGAAAGCCUGCAUGGCUUGCAAUUCUCGUCGAGUGCGAUGUAAUGUGCUUGAGAUGCAGCCAUGCCAGAAUUGUGUGGCAUGGAAUCUUGUUUGUGACGUAGGAGAAUCAAGACGGGGAAAGUAUCCUCGACGAAAGAAGAAAGCCUCGAUAGAUACUGAAGUAUCUCCAAUAACAACCAAUACGCCCGUGAACCAGAGUGUGCAAGAUGUCCAUGACCGUGGACUACGUUAUGUACCUUCUGCUCGUCCCGCGAUCACAGAGGAUGUCCAUGAAACCGUGUUUCUUGGCGAGUCCAGUCCCUUAACAUGUGUAGUUGAUGAAGGUCGACGAUCACCCGAAAAAGGGCCCACGCGCAGUAUUCAAAAAGGUCGAUUGCACUAUGCCAUUCCCGAGGUUCGUGGCAGUGAGAUUAGUGAUGAUCAGCACCGAAAAAUCCUCCAAGAUCGUCUCAUCCGUGAGAGCGCGUUGGUGUUCCCAUCGCCCACCAUUUGCGAUACUCUUCUUCAAGCAUACUUUGAGUGGUUUCAUCCCUGUUUCCCCAUUGUCGAUCGGCAAACGAUACAUCAGGCAUAUACCGAACAUACCAUCUCCCCCCUGCUCCUACAAGCGAUGCUUUUCAUAGGCGUGAGCCUGUGUUCAGACACAGCAUUGCGCACCACAGGUUUUACCAAUCGGUAUCAAGCCAAGGGGCUUUUUUACCAGCGCGCAAAGGAAAUAUAUGACGUUGGAUGGGAGACUGACAUGAUUAUCAAACUCCAAUCUCUAUUCUUGUUGAGCUUCUGGCGUGGAGGACCAACUGAGGAACGAGAUGUUCGUUUCUGGCUGGGUGCAGCGACCAGUAUUGCCCAGAAAAAGGGAAUGCAUGUGAUGUCAAAACUGCCUUUCCUUGGUGCGCGGGACCAAAAAGUAUGGAAACGGAUCUGGUGGGCUCUAUAUGUUCGGGACCAACAAACUUCGGCUGCGCUGGGGCUCCCUUCUCGUAUCCGUGAUGAGGAUUGCGAAGUGGCGGAGCUUGAAGAGGCGGAUUUUCUAGAGCAUGAUGAUAUCCCCUCUGAGAUUUUCCAAAAGCCACCUGCUGCCCAUGUGCCCUACGUGAUUGGAAUGGCUCAAUUGGCGAAGCUAUUACGGGAGGUAGUCUCCAGUCAGUAUUCCCCCUGUCGCACGAAGCUGGACAAUGUGUCUCGACCCAUGCUCCACCAGCGUCUGUUAGACUGGGAAUCUAAAUUGCCGACGGAGAUGCAUUUCCAAACAUCAACUAGGCGAGAGGUCACGUUCCUUGUUGGUAUGCUUCAUAUGGCGUAUAAUAAUCUCUACGUGUUACUAUACCGACCCAUCUUCUUACAGCCACCCAGUGAAUCAACAAGCAUGGAAGGCAAUAUGGCGCUAGAAGCAGCCACCAGGAGCACACGCAUUCUUGAAGACAUGCUCUCCGAAAACCUGGUGCAGCAUGGAUCGGUCCACCUCAUCACCCACACCUUCUCUGCACUGUGUAUCCACACCAUUCACUUCGGGCGCGUGACUGGGACGGCUCGAAAAUUAGCCGAACAUCGGGCCAAACUUUGUCUCCUCGGUCUGAAGGAACUUCAAAAGUCGUGGGACCUGGAGAACUGGGUGUUAGAUUUGUUCUUCCGCUGUCUCGACGAUCGGACCGCUCGAGAUCUUCGCCUGGGGGAUGGCGCGUCGGCACCAUCUCAAGUGAUCAAGGGGCUCGCCCCCGAAUCUCCGACCGACACCCACAAGGACAUGACCCGACCAUUAUCCCAUGGCAAUGAUCUCUUGCCUCUAAGCACACCCACCGAUCCUUCGCUGCAUCUGGAGGAGCCGGCGGUGAAUAUGGAUUGGUACGAGUUGUUCAACGUGGAGGGCGAUGAUGUGUUGGGACUGGCGGGCUCGUUGACGAAUCCGGACUAUCUCAACCCGCAGAACCUCGAACAUUUGUACCGAUUUUUGUAAGAUCCAAGCACCGGAUGGGGGGCAGUUCAUGACUCGCGGCCACGAGCGAACGGGAUGCGACCGUGGAGAUUCCACGUCUGCGAACUCGUGUCAUAAUGAAUUGUUCUGACGAGACGGCUCCGGAAUGUGGCGGUGGAGGAGAUACGACUCGGCCGUUUGCAUCGAGCCAUUUGAUUCGGUCGAAUCAGC